UAACGUUAAAACUAUCAAUCAAAUAAUACAAAAAAUUGUAAUUACCGUGUUAACCCCACUAUGGUAUCAUCGAUAUGUUGCAAUCGCCAACAAAAACAAAUACGUGAUCAUACAUACAUACAAACAAACGGCAAUUCUCUCGCUCUUUCUUCUUUAUUUUCUCUUCUUUUCUCACCAUCCAAUCACGUCUCUCUUUCAUGCAAAAGAAAGCUACAGCUCUCUUUCAUGCAUUGCAGACAUGAUGAAAUCAACACCUGCAAACCAAAAACCCUCCAUAAUCCGAUACUUCCUCUCCUCUCUCCUCCUCUCUAUCCCGUUCCUUCUCAUCUUCUUCUCUCUCCGCAAUCGAACCGCAACCACUGAACAACAACCGCCUGGUAUCAGGAUCCGACCCGGAUACGCCUCCUACGAUUCCUACAUACAGCGACAACUCAACAAAACUCUUAAUCCUAAGCUUCGAAAAAUAUGGACGACCCGUGAUUGGGACCGCAAAAUCCAAGUCUUCGCAGAAUUCUUCCACGAUUUGCAGAAGAGGAAUCUCCUCUUCAACGAUUCGAGAUCGCUAUGUAUCGGCGCGCGAGUCGGGCAAGAGGUGGAGGCGUUGAGGCGGGUGGGAGUGUCCGACUCGGUGGGAAUCGACCUGGUGCCCUACCCGCCGCUCGUGAUCAAAGGCGACUUCCAUCACCAGCCGUUCGAAGACGAGACUUUCGAUUUCGAGUUCUCGAACGUGUUUGACCACGCGCUUUACCCGCACAAGUUUGUUGGGGAGAUCGAGCGGACGUUGAAGCCAGGCGGAGUGUGUGUAUUACAUGUGGCUUUAUCUAGACGAUCUGAUAAGUACUCGGCAAACGAUCUGUUUAGUGUGGAACCUCUUGUGGAGAUGUUCAAGGAAUCGGAGAUGAUUCAUAGCAGGAAGGUUGACGGGUUCGGGUUGGAUACGGAGGUUGUGUUUAGAAAGAAGAACAACAAUAGUGCGAUCCAACGGUCGUGAUCAUUUUCAAAAUUCUAUUUUUUUAAAAUUUUAAUUUAUCAAAUUUUGUUUUAUUAUAGAAUACUAGUAAUUUGUCUUUUAGUGCUCCUCAAACAUUGCAUGAUACGCCUCUCUUUUUGUCAGAGAAGUCGUUACGCGUUUAAGCCGGCAUGGCAUUUGCAUCCAA
Messenger RNA from Tripterygium wilfordii, 1157 nucleotides. RefSeq lists its product as uncharacterized. The coding region runs from base 239 to 991 and encodes 250 amino acids. Gene Ontology annotation, molecular function: S-adenosylmethionine-dependent methyltransferase activity. The transcript has a single exon. NCBI's taxonomy places the organism in Eukaryota, Viridiplantae, Streptophyta, Magnoliopsida, Celastrales, Celastraceae. The record is from RefSeq and is a predicted model, not a curated record.